AUCCUUCAAUCUAACCACUAGCACCAUCAAGAAGAUUACUACAGCAUUCCAAAAACUCUCAUCUUAGAAAUGGCAUCAUUCACCAUGACAGCCUCAAUCCUUGGCUCCCCAGUCCUUACCAGCCGGUCUGCAGUUGCAACACAGAGGAGAUUCGUUGUCAAUGCUGCUGCUACCAGAGCAGUUGAAGGGGACAACAAGGUGAAUGAAGAGGGUAGCAACAAUGGAAGGAGGAACUUGAUGUUUGUUUCUGCAGCUGCUGCUGUUUGCUCUGUUGCUGGGAUUGCACUGGCAGAUGAACCUAAAAAUGGGUCCCCAGAAGCUAAGAAAAAGUAUGCUCCUGUUUGUGUCACCAUGCCUACUGCUAGGGUGUGCCGCAAAGGGCCUCCAACUUAAGUUUUGGUAAAUUUGUUUAUGCUGAUUGGAAAUGUACAAUGGAUCAGUUGUAAUGUUCUGAUUUUCAUUUAAUCAUCUCACUGUAUGUACUAGUUGCUCAUAAGGCAUCAAAUUUGCAUGA
Molecule: messenger RNA, 514 nt
Organism: Lotus japonicus
Lineage: Eukaryota; Viridiplantae; Streptophyta; Magnoliopsida; Fabales; Fabaceae
Product: photosystem II 5 kDa protein, chloroplastic-like
Exons: 1
Coding region: 70-393 (107 amino acids)
Source: RefSeq, a predicted model, not a curated record